This is a messenger RNA of Penaeus indicus, 938 nucleotides long. RefSeq lists its product as uncharacterized. Bases 618 to 938 code for a protein of 106 amino acids. The transcript is spliced from 5 exons. The record is from RefSeq and is a predicted model, not a curated record. Lineage: Eukaryota; Metazoa; Arthropoda; Malacostraca; Decapoda; Penaeidae.
GCAGUCCAGUACAGCGCCGGCCGGUGAGCGGUGCAGUGUGUGGCUUCUUGCUGCUGCGAUCACCCCAUGAAGGAAAGUGACUAGAACUGACGACCCGAAAGAGGAAAUAAAAAAGGAAAACGAUUGAUAAAUCUGAUCCCAAAAAGAAAGAAAAAAGAGGAACAUUAAAAAAAUAAAAUAAAAACUGAAAAACGAGAAAAUCGAUCCGUUCGAAAUUCGCGACGGACACGAUGCCCUGAUCUCCCCUCGACGGAGAUUCUCGCCGCCCAUCGACGAUUUUGUGGGCGUUUCUCUCUUUCUCUUCACACACGCCCACUUACACACCCAACGCCCACACUGACACCACGCCCACUGUACCACACUCGCGCCCAACAUACACAUAACACCAUCCAACCUUUCAUCUUCCUUCGACAUCGCGAAGAAACUAAAUUAAAGAAAUUUUUAGAAAAGGAAAUUAGGGAGAGAAAAUCGAACGAAAGAGAGAAAAAGAGAGAAAGAGAUUAAAAUAAUCCGACGAAACGCGCGCGUCGUCUGCCCGUCCGUGUAAGUGCCUCCAGGACCCUCUCGACCACAAUCCCGCGGGGCGUGGCCUCGUAGGGACCCGCCCACAGUGAAGGAUGUUGUCGUCCUGCUGGUUCACGACUCCCUUCACCGGAUGCUUCAGCACGGCCGUCAAAGGUGGCGUCGGCAGCGGUAUGCAGGAGGGUGGAGAGGGCGAGACACGAGUCCGCGUUAGCCAGUCGGAAGAACGCAGCCGUCGAUUCCUCCGACCGUCGCACCGAAGUCGUUCCGAGGGGCCCCUAGGCAGAGACAUUGAUGAUGAUAGUUUUCUUGUGUCUGAGUACAAGACCCAGUUUGCCUGGGUUAGGAGGCCACCCUCCGCCAGGGGCCCUGAGCUGCUGCACGGAUCCCACUGCUGCCACCAAUUAUCUAUGUAG